Messenger RNA from Chaetura pelagica (chimney swift), 2798 nucleotides. RefSeq names its product tubulin tyrosine ligase-like family, member 7 (gene TTLL7). The transcript has 20 exons. Gene Ontology annotation, cellular component: cilium. Gene Ontology annotation, biological process: protein polyglutamylation; microtubule cytoskeleton organization. NCBI's taxonomy places the organism in Eukaryota, Metazoa, Chordata, Aves, Apodiformes, Apodidae. Gene Ontology annotation, molecular function: tubulin-glutamic acid ligase activity; tubulin binding. The record is from RefSeq and is a predicted model, not a curated record. The coding region runs from base 138 to 2798 and encodes 886 amino acids.
CAGAACUAAUAUUUUCUACAACCAGAGACUGAAAUGGUAUGACCAGAGCUUCAAAUAAUUUGGCUUUGAAGGCUCCAUAAUUUUCUGAGAACGUGGAACAGAAUUUGGACUCUGCUUCUGCACUAUCCUAGGUUAUAAUGCCAUCCUUGCCUAAUGAGGGAGAUAACCACGGAACUACUCCUCUGACUUUGAGUUCAGAACUACCCUAUCAAAGCACAAUUAAAAGAAAGGUCAGAAAGAAGAAGAAGAAUGGACGCAUAACUGCAAAUGUUGCUGGCACAAAAUAUGAAAUUGUACGUGUAGUGAUACAAGAAAUGGGAUUUGUGAAGACACGCGAUGAGGAUGAAACUGCUAAUCUUAUAUGGUGUGAUUCUGCUGUGCAGCAAGAAAGGAUUGCUGAACUUCAGAACUAUCAGAGAAUCAACCAUUUUCCAGGAAUGGGAGAGAUCUGCAGAAAGGAUUUCCUGGCAAGAAACAUGACUAAAAUGAUCAAGAGUCAGCCACAGGAGUAUAGUUUCAUUCCUCGAACAUGGAUCUUCCCUGCAGAGUACACACAGUUUCAGAACUAUGUAAAAGAACUGAAGAAGAAACGUAGACAGAAAACUUUCAUAGUCAAGCCAGCUAAUGGUGCCAUGGGACAUGGAAUCUCUUUAAUAAGAAAUGGAGAAAAGUUACAAGCUCAGGAUCACUUGAUUGUUCAGGAGUAUCUUGACAAACCAUUUCUUAUGGAAGGCUACAAGUUUGAUUUACGUGUGUAUAUUCUUGUAACCUCCUGUGAUCCAUUGAAAGUGUUUUUAUAUCAUGAUGGACUUGUGAGAAUGGGCACAGAAAAGUAUCAUCCCCCCAGUGACUCAAAUUUGAGUCAAUUGUACAUGCAUCUGACUAACUACUCUGUCAAUAAACAUAAUGAGCACUUUGAACGGGAUGAAACAGAAGACAAAGGAAGCAAACGUUCCAUAAAGUGGUUUACUGAGUUUCUAGAAACAAAUAAUCUUGAUGUCUCCAAAUUCUGGAGUGAUAUUUCAGAGUUGGUAGUGAAGACUCUCAUAGUUGCAGAGCCACACGUUCUUCAUGCUUAUCGCAUGUGCAGACCAGGGCAAGGACCAGGAAGUGACAGUGUCUGCUUUGAAGUCCUGGGAUUUGAUAUUCUGCUGGACAGAAAACUAAAGCCAUGGCUCCUAGAGAUAAAUCGUGCCCCAAGCUUUGGAACUGAUCAAAAAAUAGACUAUGAUGUAAAAAAAGGUGUGCUGCUAAAUGCGUUAAAGCUUCUCAACAUAAGAACCAGUGAUAAAAGGAGAAAUUUAGCUCGACAGAAGGCUGAGGCUCAAAAAAGACUGUACGGUCAAGGUUCAAUGAAAAAACUGUUGCCAGGUUCCUCAGAGUGGGAGAAGCAGCGCCACACACUGGAAAGGAGAAAAGAAGAACUGAAGGAAAGACUUGCACAAGUACGUAAACAGAUUUCCAAAGAGGACCAUGAAAAUAGACACAUGGGGAACUACAGGCGAAUUUACCCUCCUGAUGAUAAAACAUUACUUGAAAAGUAUGAGAGUUUGUUAGCCAUUGCUUUCCAGACGUUUCUUGCUGGGAGAGCAGCUUCACUUCAGCGGGAAAUGAAUAACCCUUUAAAAAGAAUGAAGGAGGAGGACAUUUUGGAUCUUCUGGAGCAGUGUGAAAUAGAUGAUGAAAAACUAAUGGGAAAAUGCACGAGGCAACGAGGACCAAAGCCCUUGUGUUCAAUGCCAGAAAGUGCACAACCCUUAAGAAAAGUUAAGAACUACAGUAGUGAUAGCUGUGACAGCAGUAGCAGUAUGACAGAAUCAGGAGAAGAAACUGAAAAGGAAGACCACAAUGAAAAAAAAGAGAAGAAAGUUUCAUAUGAUCUUGAAGAAAAUAAAUACAAAUCUUUGGAGCGAUCAGGUCCAAUAAGGCGUUCUGUCAGCUGCCCUCGUUCAAUAUCAAUAUUGACUGUGCAGUCACAAGCAGCUGAGCGACGGCCCUUUUCAGCCAAAGCACCUCUGCAGAUCCAGCGCACAGCCUCGGUCAAUAGGUCUCAUUCUUUAAAUCGCAGCCCAUCUUCAGCCAGAGUCUCUCAGACACCCAGCUCGGGAGCUAUGAACUCCUCAGGGAGUGAGACUUUGCUGCAGCAGAAAACAAAAGAGCAAGAAGCUGCUUUGACAAAAGAGACUCUUCUCAUUUUCAAUGACAUGAGAAUGAAGUUCCCAGGUAAAACAGAAGAAGAAUCAGAAUUAAUUAUAGAAGAUAUUAUGGAUAAUUGGAAGUAUCAUAAGACGAAAGUGGCAUCCUAUUGGUUGAUAAAACUGGAUUCUGGAAAGCAAAGCAAAGUUUUGGAUAUAGUCAAGACAAGUGUUCGUGCAGUUCUACAGCGUGUCUGGAAGGCUCCAGACAUUGAAAAUUUACAUCUCUAUCGUCUCUUUAACCGUGUAUUUAAUCGCUUGCUUUGGAGCCAUGGUCAAGGUCUGUGGAGCUGUUUCUGUAAUUCAGGGAGCUCUUGGGAAACCAUAUUCAAUAAAAGCACAGAGGUGGUGACUCCUGAGCAACUCCAGUGUUGCCAACGAAUAGUACAACUUUGUAAACACUGCCUGUUGGUGGUUUACAAAUAUUCAUCAGACUCAAGAGGUUCCCUGACUGGGAUAAUCCCCCACUGGGAUGAUACAAGGUAUUUAUUGCCAGGACCUUCACUGUUCAUCGUGAAGUCAUCCUCCUCCAACCUUAGCUGCAGUUCAUCUGGAACGUCUCGCCGUAACACUUCGUUCACACACAGAUACAGUCACUUGUGA